Messenger RNA from Symbiodinium natans, 1881 nucleotides. The record is from the annotation of a GenBank genome assembly. Lineage: Eukaryota; Dinophyceae; Suessiales; Symbiodiniaceae.
AUGGCUUCUUGGUUUGCGACUUCUGCAGAGGAGAUUCGACGUCAGCUGGAGCAGUUGGCAGGGGAAUCUGGAGGCAAAUUCACCUCGGAAGAUGUUGGCCUCGGAGCCCUUUUCGAGCAUGGCCAGGCAGUGCUUCGUGCCAGUGCAGACCGUGCAGCUGAGCAGGUGCAGCAGUCCGUGCAGCGUCUAGCCACGGAGGCAGACGAAGGGCUGCAGACCGUGGGCGCAACCUUUGCGGCAUCUGUGAGUGCCUGGUCUGGGCCGCGAGCCGCAGAAGACCUGCACUCCAGUGACCUGAUCAAUCUCUACAGAAGCGAGGUGGAGACCUUCAGCAGCAGCUAUGUGCAGGGAGAUGCCAGCGAUGAGACGUCAAAGGCCUCUGCGAUCGCGGCACAGACGCUCUCUCUGUGGAACCAGCGGUUGCAGGGUGACACAGACUCUGAGGGCCAAUGCCUGGCUGCUCCCGGCCUUCGGGGCUUGCUCGCGACUGAAGGUCUCCAGACAGUGCUGCGAGCAUUGACCCGAGGCGGCGGCCGGCGGCGGCGGCCUCUACUUGGCCGUGCUGCUGCCGUGGCUGCCGAGUGCGCGGCCGGCGCUGCGCCGGGGUCUCCGUCAGGGAGACUGUCGCGAAAGGCCAGCGAUGAGGGCAAGGCCCUAGAUGCCAAGCUCUCCGAGGCGCAGACAGAGGCUGCUGUUGGGGAGCAGCUUGCGCGGCUGGUCCUGAGGGUGGCCGAGGCACCAGAGGCGCUUGUCGCACAGCUGCUGGCACUGCUGGCGGAGGCUGCAGAGGCCGCCGACCGCUGUGAGGGUGGCGAGUUGGCAGAGGAGAAGAACCCUGCCGAGGAGGAUGUAUGCUGGGUUGUGAACUUGCUGCUUGCCACGCUCACAGAGCGAAAGGAGGCCGAUGCCCUUGCUUCGCAGCGCCUGAAAGCGGCGCUGAAAGAAGCUUUGGAAGGCUUUUCCAAGGCUGAGAGCGAGGGCAAGCGCCUGCAGCACCCUACUGCGGCAUGCAAAGCUGCGCCGUUUGCUGGCGGCGGACGGCCAGACAUAGGUGGCAAUGUCUGGGCAUGUUAUCCCUUGGACGGGCAUUGGUACCGCGCACAAGUUCGAGGGUUCGCGCCACGAGAUCGUGUGCGUGUCGCUUGGUGCAGCCGUCCAGAGCAUGAUGGUAGUCAGGAAUAUGUGCACAUGCGCGAGUCUGAUGGUGACCUCUUCUCUGAGCUCAGCAGCUACUCAGUGAUGCGAGUGGAUGCAAGCAUCCGGCGGCCUCCUCCCUCCCCGUUGGACCAGGUCCUGUCCGAGGCACUGUGGUGCCAGUCACUUCAGAUUGUGGAAGACAACAGCCAGCUCUUUCGACGUCUCAGACACGUAGGCAAGCAGCUGGAUGUCCACCUGGAGUGGAGCACCGCAGCGUCUGGUGGUGCAACGACGGCGGCCGAGGGUGAGACGGUCUGGCGGUAUGUCCCGGAGGAUGGCAAUCACAUCGACAUCCGAGCUGUGCCUUCAAUUUCAGGGAACAGGACGCACGAGCGCCUGGUGGCUGGCGAGGUAUUCAGGGUAUCGGAGACAUUUGAGGGCUCGGAUGGGACCUUGUACCUCAAGCUUGCUGAUGGCAGGGGAUGGGUCUUUGACAGCAAGGCCGGCAUCGGGACCCUGUGUGUUCGGUGCCAGAGUGAUAGCGAGGACGACUCUCAGUCCGACGAGCCAGGCCCAUCUGAGCAACCGCUGAGCGGCACCGCGGAGACCCUGUCUGCCUGGCGCGUGGAGAUCGAGGAAAGGGCCGAGUACCUGGGAUCCUUUGCCUCGGAAUGCGAGGAGGAAGUGCAGACCUUUGAAGGGCAGAUCGCGUCGAGCACAGAGGCCAUGAGAGCCGAGCUGGAG